CCCGCCCCCAAGACGCCGAGCCGGGACCCCGGGAUGGCAGGCAAGCAGGGGUACAGUGGCACCUUCUGCCCAGAGGGCUCUGCCAAGGCCCAGUGCUUCAGCCCAGGCAGCGCGGCGAGCCUGGCUCCCUGCAGCCCUGAGCGCGGCCUCUUCUCUUCGCCCGCGGCUGAUGCUCGCUGGCUGAGUUGCCCGGCACCGCAGGCCCCAUCCUCGACCCACGAGAACCUCACCCUGGAAGAGCUGCUCACCCCUGUCAUGGAGAAGCUCAAGUACCUGCUGAAGAAAGCAGAGGAUUUCCAGACAUACCUGCUCUACAGCAGGGACAGGAUGCCGAAGGAGCAGUUUGCCAAGGCCGUGCCCACCUUCCUGCAGAUGUGCCAGCCCUACUUCGAAUACCUGGAGUCCACCGCCCGCAGCUACAACUCUGGCCUGGGCGCCAUGCAGGCGUCCGUGCGCAAGAGGGUGAGUGAGCCAGGGGGUGGGCUCACAGAUGCCUGCAUAGAGGAAGCAACUCUGCCCCAAGCACUGACUCUCGCUGGAGAGACCCAGGCUGGGACCAGACUCCCCUGCCACUUGCAGCAGCUCUCCGCGAAGCAUGAGCACGACAGUGCCACCAGCAACACGCAGUGUGUCUCCCAAGGCUGA
This is a messenger RNA of Mauremys reevesii (Reeves's turtle), 645 nucleotides long. RefSeq names its product UPF0575 protein C19orf67-like. NCBI's taxonomy places the organism in Eukaryota, Metazoa, Chordata, Testudines, Geoemydidae. The record is from RefSeq and is a predicted model, not a curated record. The transcript has 4 exons. Bases 34 to 645 code for a protein of 203 amino acids.